AUGUGCUCUUGCAGUCCAGAAAGCCAAUCACAUCCUGGACUGCACCGAAAGAAGUGUGGCCAGCAGAUUGUGGGAGGUGAUUCUGCCACUCUGCGUUGCCCUCACAAGUCCUGUGUUCAGCAGUGGAGCUCCCAGCAAAAGAAGGAUGUGGACCUGUUGAAGCUGGCUCACUACCCCACCAAGGCCAAGGCCCUGGCAUACACCUUCCAAGGGGUCAGACCUCCCACCACAGACGGCUCUCCAGGUCCUUGCUACUGCAUCCACUCAUCCAUCACCAGGAACGGGAAGUACGUGGCUCUGGUGACUACUGCACCACCAAGGCUGACAAACUGCUUUACAAAUGUGCACCGGCACAGCCCCUGUCCUUCCAGCACAAGGAUACGAGAUUUGACCAAGCGCCAGAUACCGGAUCCUGCUGUCUUCCCCAAAGUGGACAAGGACAUCUACAAAAAACGAGCUCCCAUGUACAGCAUAACAACCAAGAGCAGCCUUGGAGGUGACAAAACAGCCAGGCCAGGGCCGGCAGGCUACUGCUUGGGGAAGGCUCACCAAGCCCCAGGCACGUACUCCUACUUUCGGACUGCGGCACUCCCUCUACAAACUCCCCUAAUCUUGGCUGUGCGACCUGCUCCUCACACCUGCCUUUGGAAUGUGCGCUUACUGCACCCCGCUGCUCCCUCUUCUAAACCCUCAGAAUUUGCUUCUGCUUUCCCGACACCC
Molecule: messenger RNA, 720 nt
Organism: Apaloderma vittatum (bar-tailed trogon)
Lineage: Eukaryota; Metazoa; Chordata; Aves; Trogoniformes; Trogonidae
Exons: 5
Source: RefSeq, a predicted model, not a curated record